Molecule: messenger RNA, 1655 nt
Organism: Nasonia vitripennis (jewel wasp)
Lineage: Eukaryota; Metazoa; Arthropoda; Insecta; Hymenoptera; Pteromalidae
Exons: 4
Coding region: 1149-1655 (168 amino acids)
Source: RefSeq, a predicted model, not a curated record
UCCUCGUGCCCCAUCAUGUGCUCAACCGUGACCCACCGGUCGGGCAAAAUGGGUUUUUCGAAGGCACUAUAACCGACUCUAUAAAUAUUAAAAAAAUUAACUUUUUUGACGCGCACAAAAUAGUAUUUAAUUCUUUGGCCCGUUCACUUCAAAAUUCCAGUUUUAGAUUUUUUGUUAGUGCAAUAUAAAAAUUAAAAAAUGUUCACAAAGUUAGGGUGCCCGUCUUGCCCCACCUUCCCCUAUGCUGCUUAAACCGUAAACAAUCUAGUGCUUUUUUAAAGCAUGUAUGGAUAAUAUAACCUUCUUGAACUCUAUGUGUCGAAACAAAGGUCUUGUCUAUAAUACUGAUUUGUACAACGGAGUAGAAAAAACAAAUUAACUAUAUUGAACUAGUACAUUAGUUGAUAAUAUACAACACUAUUUUCUUUCCUCCAAAAUUAGCAAACAGUAUAGUACUUAUUCGUAGGUACAAGCGGAUAGUCAACGCUCCAGCUAUACUUGUAAUACUAUAGUUAUAUCUAGGGUUCUAGGGUUGUAUAUGAAAAUGAAACCGUUACCGCGUCUCGGUCCGCUUUGUCGCCAUGACGUCAUGAUACGUAUAGGUCGUGCAUGCUUACAUACGUAUAUACCUUAUAGGUACACGAUACAUGACAUCACGAUUUACGCCGGCACAGCUUCAUUCGUUUUUUGCGAUAUGAUAAUCAGCAAGUUUUUAAAAAUUGAUGGUUUUUUAUACAUUUCUUUUCAAUUACGUAUAAUGCUACGUGCAACAUUUGAAUUUGUCAAUGAACUAGAAGAGAUAUAGACCACGUGCAGACGGAUUAUUUUUUGACUUAUUUUUAAUUUACGCUUUGAAGUUACUAGCUUCGAUUUCAAUUCGCGAACGGCUAUCUUAUCCUUUGACAUAUUUAAGGAUUUUAAAACAAAGGGCUCAUCAGGAAAUGAGAAUUAUAUCUCGUAGUAGACUGAUUACUAAGUAACUCUAUGUGAGAUACAGUGUGAGAAGGUAUGUGAUAAAUAAUUUUAUAUUUAUAUGAAUGUAUAUGACAUGACGGAUACUGGCAUUGUUAUAAUUUUUACAGAUCAAGGAAAGUAAUUGCUCCAGGUGACAAAAGAGAUUUGCUUCACAUGGAAAGAGAUUUAUAACAAUGUGCUCUGUAAACUGGGCAAAAGAUGAAAGCGACAUUUCGCACGUUCAGGUUCGAUUCACUGCAGAUAGAACUAUUCAUGUAGUUCCAAUUAACCACAUCAUUGAAUUCAAAAAGAAUCAUCCAAAGCACAUUAAUGAAUUCGAUAAGGAUGUCCUAUAUAACUGCUUAUGGGUGGACGACAAAAAUCCAGAUGGGGUUGUUCUGUUUGUGCAAAUAGCAAAAAUAGCUGCUCUUCAAAAUGAAGAAGAAUAUCAAAAGUUACUUGUAUCAAGGGAAAGAGGUCUAAGACCUAUAACUAACAGUUUGCUGGACGAGUAUUCGAUGUUAAACAAGUCAGAUACUGAAGAAGGUAUUGAAAGCGAAGAAGACUAUUUACCUGAAGAUAAUGACGAUAAUGAUGCUGUAAAAGUAGCAAAGAAAAUUCAAAAUUCAAAAGCUGCUAAAAAAAUCAGCAGAGAAUUAAAGAAGUACAUUUUGUACUGUGGAGUCAAAUCCAAGAUUUAA